Alternaria viburni is the source of this 2097-nucleotide messenger RNA. RefSeq lists its product as uncharacterized. The record is from RefSeq and is a predicted model, not a curated record. The transcript has 2 exons. Lineage: Eukaryota; Fungi; Ascomycota; Dothideomycetes; Pleosporales; Pleosporaceae. The coding region runs from base 1 to 2097 and encodes 698 amino acids.
AUGGCUUCAGAGGAUCACUACAAACACGCAAUAUUACUCUACGCCCGUCUCAAGGCUGAAGCCGGCGACUACCCGCACUGGAAUGGAUUACACAUCUACGACAUGAUCAAGGAGGGUGUUAGCGACGAACACAUCAAAGCCGAGUGGAGUGGUACUGUGUUGAUGUAUCGAGACUCAUCGGGCGGAGCGGCAGACGUCUUUUCGCGCUUGAGUCGUUUCGGUGUUACUCGUCAUGGCAUUGACCAAAAUUUUGUCGCAGAAUGGAUGGAAGAUGGAAUGUCAGAACGAACCAUCGCCUUGCAGUACCUUCUAUCUCCACUGGAGCCAACUAUCGAGGAUGUAAAGGCAUGCUUAGCUGAGCUCCAACGUCAAAUGGGCCCUUGUCCAUCGAUGACAGAAGAGUAUAUCCGCAGAUGCAUGGAAGACCGUACCCUUGGCGAAGACCUUGCUAUGGAGUAUGCAAAGCGCCGACAAGAAGCGCAACUGGCAAAUCAAACAGACGUUCCACACCCAAUGUCCGACGAGGACUUGUGGUUCGAGCUACAUUACGGUCUUCUAUACGCUACCACGAAACUUCCGUCGGAGCCCGUCGUUUUGCGGCAUCCACGGCACUCCGUGCAUCAGUACAACAUGUACUUUAACGACGGGUCUGGUAUUGACGACGGUGUCUUCAACGCCAAGACAAGAAGAUUGGUCAGAGACACGGUCAUGAGGCUAGAUUGGCGACUGGACCCAUUCAUUAAAGCAGGCGGUCAUCCAAUAGCCUUGCGAACAACCGUUACGUCGGAUCAUCUGGCCGCAUACCGGAAGAUACGUAAAGUCAUCAUAGGUGAUGAGAGCAACACAGACGUGGAGAGUCAUAGCGAGCGCUUGCAAUUCCUCAUGGACCUAGCGGCAAAGUUACAUCCAAAUCUAGCCUCACCGCCUAUGCAGUCUACUGAUGUGUUAGCACCAGUGGAAGCGUUCUCCAAAAGCCUCUGGACCGAAAUGGAACGUCACGCCCUCUGGCGCGCCAUCAACAGGUGGUGCAAGGAUAAUGGUGUAGAUCAAUUUGAAUCAGGCAACAUAGGCAUAGUCACAUGUCAGACUUUUGCUGACGAUAUCAAAGCAGAUUGCGCGAUUAGAGGUAGAGGAUCAGAGCGCAGUGCAGAGAGCGUCCAAAGCCAAGUAAAAGACGCGAUACGGAGGAACAAGACGAGAGCGAACAAGCCGAUCACGGAGCUGGCCUUGCGUGCAAAGGCAAUGAAAAAGAAACUCAAUGACAAAGGCGUCGACUCUGUCCCAAAGAGCGAAAGGUUUCCGAAAGCAGCCAUUGAUAUCCCAGGGGAUGAUGAGUCGGACACUGAUAAGAUAGGUUCUGCAAGUGUUCAGGAUGAAGGAGGCCAGUAUGGCGUUACCUUCGAUCAAUACACGGAGUUUAUCACCAUGACCGACAACCUCGAUACUUCAGCCGCCCCGCCCGCCGAAUGGAACGCAGAUCAGCGCUCCUGGAUUCAACUCUACUACAAGCUACUUUUGGAAACCAUACGCCGAUACCCAACUUUCCCGGUCUGCACUAGUGAUAACGUAGCUGCAAUUGCUCAUCGAAUGUUCUACCGCAGCCCUGAAGAGAGGCAAAAUGGCAUCCAUCUACACUCUGUAGAAGACGAAGCGAUCUACAAGGCCUCGUUUAUUCGCUACCGGAACGCCGCGAUGCCGAAUCUACUGUCCCAAGUUGUGCAACUCUGCACCGAAACUACCGAGUUGGACUCUCGUUGCAGCGUACCUCAGGUCUUCAUCAACAGGCCCAUGCUAGACGAAUACAUCAGGAUCAGCGGGACGUAUGCAGGUGGCCUAGAAACCGAUACUCCACAGCCUUGGGAGUCGCAGACUGCUCUCUGGGAGUUCAUCUCAAAGGCAGUAAGCGAGAAGUUCAUUCAUCGUGGGGUUCUGCGCAGCCAGGAUACUGUUGUGCAGUCGUUCGAUCGAGUCACUCUGGGCAGCGGAAAUUUCCCAACACCGCCCUCCGACGACGAGCGCGCAGAGUUGAUGCUGUUUCAGCGACUCAUUCAGCGUCGACUGGCUAGAGCUGACGAUGACGAUCCAUCGAUGGCAUAG